AUGGAAAUUAUCAAGAACCUUUCAAGCAAGACCAGAGAGGAGGAGAGCAUGCAGCUGGCCCUUGCCAGCACCUAUGAAGAGGAGACCAUUACAGAUCACUAUGCCAUACUCAAUACCCUCGGUAAAGGGGCCUUUGCUGAGGUGAAGUUGGCUUGCCACCUCCUCACAAAUAUGAAAGUCGCAGUUAAAAUCCUUGCGAAUGGUGAGGAGAGUGAUGUUAAUAAUAGGAAAGAACUCAACUUCAUGAAAGAGCUGGACCACCCGUACAUAAUAAAGCUCUUCCACAUCAUCACCAGCAAAGACCACACCUAUAUGGUGUUGGAGUUUGCUGCUCAUGGCGAUCUAGUCACGCUCAUUGAGGAGGGUGGCCCCCUUCAGCAGACACAGGCCCAACACAUCUUCUGCCAGAUGGUGUGUGCAGUGCACUACUGCCACGAUAAUGACAUCGCCCACAGGGACAUCAAGCUAGAUAACAUCCUGCUUGAUGGCAAAGGAAACAUCAAACUGUGUGACUUUGGCAUGGCCAUCAGAGUAAGCUCUGGGCAGAUGUGCAAGGGAUUCUGUGGCACAAUUGAAUACUGUGCUCCAGAGCUAUUCAAUGACACCGAUUAUGAUGCAAAGGCAGUUGACAUCUGGAGCAUGGCAGUGGUUUUAUAUGCAAUGUUGACAGCGAGGUUCCCAUUCACAGGAAGAACCUAUCCAGUCAUGAAGGAGGUGAUGCUGAAUCCCAUAUACUAUAUUCCUUACACACUCUCUCAAAAUCGUUUGCUUGUGCAUCUCAUUGUGCACUUGUUCACUGUGAACCCUGAGCAGAGGCCCACAAUAUGUGACAUUAGGCAGCACCAGUGGAUCAGAGACAGGGAAGAAUUUUGGAAACUCCCACCAUCCUCAGAGUCAUUCUGUAACAAACAAAAUCCCAACAUUGUGCUGGCUAUGUGGGGUAUGGGCUACGAUCCCAAGGCUAUUAGUGAUUGUCUACGUGAGAAAAAAUUCAAUAACGUCAUGGCCACAUACCUAAUUUUAAACCAAGAGUCACCCCAGGACCACACUAAGUCUUCCACUAGGUACUUGCAGGCUUGUGUCGCUGUGUCAUCACCAGGUGCUCUCACUUCCCUUCCUCCUAAGAGGAGAGUGAGUGAGUCUGCCCUUCCCACCCUCGGCCUGCUGGCUGAACAUCAGGGGCAUGAUGAGAAGUGUUCAAGAAAGCAGGAGACCAGAAGUCUGAGCAUGCCUGCCACCUUGUGCUGCCUGCUGGAGGAGGAAAAUCCUCCCCACCCGGUACCCACGUGUGCUCCUGAGGUUUCUCCUCUCCUGAGCAGAAGUUUGGCAGUAGGUAGCAUGGUUUGCAAUGAGUUAUCCUCAGGAUGCCCAUUCUCUGAGUGUAUUCCUUCUGCACAGUGUUUGUCCUGCGAGAAGCCCCAGGAAAUGACCACCCCCAAGAAUAGCUCAGGUUCUCAGAGUACAGGCUCUGCAAAGAAGGAAAGGGAGACACCUGAGGGUAUGAGCACCAUUGAAAUCCUUGGAACUCAGAGAUCUUCCCUUCAGACAACAUCCAAGAACAACUUAAAGGGUGUCCUUCCUGAAGAUGUAAGUGCAGCCUCUGCCAGCAGUCUGUCCAAAGGCUGGAAGAGGGUUAAGAAGAGAAUUGGUAAUUGUAUGAGAUUUCUGUGCUGCUGUCUGCCACGCUCAAGGAAAAGCUAUGUUUUUCAGAAGGAAGAGGCAACACUGGAAGGAGACAGCAUUGCAGGUGCACACACACAGCUAAGUGGGUUGCACAAGAUGCACUUCAGUGUUAAUAAUCUAUAUGUUUUAUAA
Messenger RNA from Chionomys nivalis (European snow vole), 1815 nucleotides. Its product is annotated as sperm motility kinase X-like. The transcript has a single exon. Gene Ontology annotation, cellular component: cytoplasm. Gene Ontology annotation, biological process: microtubule cytoskeleton organization; intracellular signal transduction; protein phosphorylation. The record is from RefSeq and is a predicted model, not a curated record. The coding region runs from base 1 to 1815 and encodes 604 amino acids. Gene Ontology annotation, molecular function: protein serine/threonine kinase activity; tau-protein kinase activity; ATP binding. NCBI's taxonomy places the organism in Eukaryota, Metazoa, Chordata, Mammalia, Rodentia, Cricetidae.